Amphibalanus amphitrite is the source of this 2567-nucleotide messenger RNA. It is a transcript of the gene Dmtn, whose product is annotated as transmembrane and coiled-coil domains protein 2-like. Gene Ontology annotation, cellular component: endomembrane system. Bases 411 to 2126 code for a protein of 571 amino acids. The transcript is spliced from 14 exons. The record is from RefSeq and is a predicted model, not a curated record. Lineage: Eukaryota; Metazoa; Arthropoda; Thecostraca; Balanomorpha; Balanidae.
CGAACCUUGAUCAAAUCGCCCCAGGCGCCCUGUUUUCACCGUCGUCCGUUGUUUGUUGUGUGAGUGGAAGGAAAUUUAAAUGGAAUUCUAAUUCAAUUCAACUGUAAACACUGGUUGCGAUCAAGAUUUUGGCUUUGGAUGCUUAAAAGGCUGAGAUAAAUUCUUUUUUCAUGGUUUUCAGCAGAAGCUCAUUACAAAAGGGAUCAGAAAAGGCGAUGUGUUCCUCGACGUGCCGCGCUGGUGUCCGCGGAGAGCCAGCUCGGGAACGCCCGGUAUGGAGCCGCUGAGCGGCAGCGGACGGCCGUCGCGCUCCCGAAGCACAUCGCCAGCGCCCGUGUCGCGCAGCACGCCCGCCACGCCCGCCACGCCCAGCCCGAGCCACCGGCUGCUAUGCCACCCGGCCGUCGGCCAUGAACAGGCAGCAUAGCUUACCCUUGUUCAAAAGCAAAUGGGGCUCCGAGUCAACGGCACCCUCCUCCACGGGCGGCGGUGGCGUGGCGGCCGCCAGCACGCCGUCUCGGCCGCGGCGGCGGCGGUCCCCGCGCGGCGGCGGCGGCGGCGCGCCGGCCGCCUGGCGUCACCGCUCCGACCUGGACGCGGCGGCCACCCUGCGGCAGAGGCGCGACUCGGGAGACGAGCCCUACUCGGCCGCCGAUGACGAUGAGUCGACCACGCCUCUGGUGGGCGCCGGGGCCGAUGUCGACGAGGUCGACCACCUAGAGCCGGCCGAGGCGGCCCGCGUCAGGGAGGCCGCCGAGACGGUCCAGACCAAAAUCGCCCGCUGCAAGGAGGCCAUCAAACAACAGCAGAGAGUGCGCGAUGAGAACGUCAACGAGUACCUGAUUCAGACUGCGACGGUACAGGACCGGGCGCAGCUGCAGAAGCUAAAGGCGCUCUUCGAGAAGAAGAACCAGAAGGCGGCGCAGCAGAUGGCGCACCAGCAGCGCAAGCUGGAGGCGUACACGCGGCGCGCCAAGGACCUGGAGACGUCGGGCCUGCCGUACCGGCCGCCCAAGGAGAUGCUGAAGGAUGUCGGGCAGGGACUUAGGAACGUGGGUGGCAACAUUCGGCACGGCAUCACAGGACUGUCCGGGGCCGUGGUUGGAAACAUGAAGGGCGGGAUCCAGGGAGCCGCUGAGUCAGUCAUGUCCAAACCUCGUGAGAUUGCACACCUGUUGAAGAACAAAUUCGGCAGCGCAGACAAUAUUACCGCCCUCACCAACGACUCGUCGGAGGGGACUCCGACGCGGAGUCACCACGGCAGCUCGACACUACCUCCCGGCAUCCCCUCCUCGGUGGUCAGCGGCAACACGAGCGUCGGUCAGCUACGGUCCGAGGAGGGUAGCGAUAUCAGCAGCGCGGCCAGCGACGCCGGCGCGCUGGGCGGCGCCGCCUCCCCGCGCCACCAGGCCAGCGUCUCGUCAGCCGGCGGGGGCGGCGGCGGCGGCGGCGGGCCCCCGGACGGCGCCGGACUCAUCUCCGAGCUCUGGGAGCGGAAGGAGGAGUGCGACAGGCUGCGCGAGGACGUGGAUACCAUCAAGGCCACCCUGCAGCAGGAGAUCACGCUGCUCUCACAGGCCCUGCAGGAGGAGAGGUUCCGCUACGACCGGCUCGAGCAGCAGAUGAAUGACUUCAUCGAGCUCCAUCAGAACGAGGUGGAGAACCUGCGGCAGCACAUGCAUGACAUGGAGGAGAAGGUGCAGUACCAGAGCGAGGAACGCGUCAGAGACAUUCACGAAAUGAUGGACAAGUGUAAUACUCGGAUCUCCCGUAUGGAGCACCAGCAGGUGGAGCACCAGCAGCUAGUCAACAUCGAGGUGAUCGGCAACUCGCAGGCGCGCGCGCUGGUCGUCAAGCUGGUCAACAUCGUGCUGACGGUGCUGCAGGUGGUGCUGCUCAUCGUGGCCACGCUGGCCAACAUCACCAUGCCCUUCCUGCGCACCAGGGUGCGGACGCUGUCGACGGUGCUGCUGAUUGUGAUCAUUGUGUUCGUGGUGCGGCAAUGGGGCGAUUUCAGCGAUCUCUUCCAUCACUACGUCAACUAUGUGCGGACUGUGAGCGCCGGUCAGACGGGGCUCACGGGCUCCGCGCCCAGCCCCGGCCCCUCGCAACACACUUCUCAGUAGCUCCAAAGGAGGUGGGAACGCGCGGCGGCGUCCGGUAGGCUAGAAAUUCCACGUUCUGUUUUAAACGACAGCAGGUACAGACAAUUUUACCGAUGUCUAGCAAACGGUGUGUAUUUUCUGAAAAUGUCCUGUUUUCACAACACGACUAUCAUGUAGCGUCGGCAGUGUUCAGCUCGGUAGUGUUUGUUAAUUUUGCGCUCUCCACCUGUCUGUGUUACGAGGGGCCGCGCGGGACGGGAGACCGGACAUCGAACUGCGAGCCGAGCCGCUCAUCCAGCGCCACAAACCAAAGCCUUUAUUUUAGCCACGUGCGCCGGCGCGCGCGCGCGAGCGCACGAGGACGAUAUCUUCGACUCGCGUCAAUGUGUUCCUGUGGUAACCAUGACUGUACUCAGAUGUUUCGUUAAGGAUGUGAUGCGAUGAAAUAUAGCACAAGCUGUU